AUGUUCUCUUUCUUCAUGUCAUACGACUGUGCAGUAUCCUUCAUCAUGCAGUCUGUGUCUCGCCUGUUGGCGCUUGUAGCGCUGGUCUUGCCCUCUGUUGCUGUUGAUUCUACAGUGGACCUCGGAUAUAGCAAGUACAAGGGUAAAGAUCUCGGAAAUGGCGUCUCAGAAUGGCUUGGUGUACGAUAUGGUGCUGCACCAGUCAAAGACUUGAGAUGGAGUCUACCCAAAGAUCCAAGUCGCGUGCGAGCAGUUCAGGAUGCUACCAAGCGCAAGCCUGUUUGCAUUGGUACCGGCAGCGAUCCCAAGGUCAUUGGCGACACUGAAGACGAAGAUUGUCUGUUCCUCAACAUUUGGGCUCCAACACACGCUUCAAACAACGAGAAGCUUCCCGUGUACUUCUACAUCCAGGGUGGCGGCUUCAACUCGAAUGCCAACCCUAAUGUCAACGGAACCGGUCUUGUCAAGGCUGGCGAUCUCGACAUGAUCGUUGUGAGCAUCCAUUAUCGCGUCGGUGUUUAUGGAUUCCUCAGCGAUGGCGAUGCUCUUACGCCCAACCUUGGACUCCAUGAUCAACGCAAGGCUCUCAAGUGGGUUCAGAAGUACAUUGCUAAAUUCGGCGGCAACCCGGAUCAUGUGGUCAUUGGGGGCGACUCUGCCGGCGCCGCAAGUGUCAGUCUUCAUCUCAGCGCUUACGGAGGAAAGGACGAGGGUCUCUUCCAUGGCGCGGCGGCCGAGUCCAUCUCCUUUGGUACCCUUUUGACUGCCAAGGAGUCAGCCUACCAGUACAACAAUCUGGCCAUCCGUCUCGGAUGUGCUGGUUCCAAGAAGGACGUUCUGCGUUGCAUCCGAUCUAGGUCACCCCAAGAGAUCCAGAAGGCGAACAAGGGAAUCCCGUACGAAGGCAGCUCCAAGGCGCCUCUGUUCAUGUGGACUGUUGCCCUCGACGAUGAUCUGGUCCCCGACCUUACCUACAAGCUUUUCGACGAGGGAAAGUUUAUUAAGGUCCCUCUUAUCACAGGCGACGACACCAACGGUGGAACCUCUUUUGCGCCGAGAGAUGCCGCCAGCAUCGCCGAUAGCGACGAGUUCCUCAAGGCCCAAUUCCCAUUCUUGACACUGGAGCAGCUCGGCAAGAUCAAUGACCUUUACCCUAACAAGAAUGACACUUGCCCCAAUGCCGGCUGCUAUUGGCGACAAGCUAGCACUGCCUACAGCGAUAUGCGAUACAUGUGCCCCGGACUGUACAUCUCCAAUGCUCUUGCUGAGCAUGGUGUAUCCAAGUCUUGGAACUACUGGUACGAUGUCGAAGAUCCCGAUCAGAUGGCCGAGGGUCUCGGCGUUCCUCACGUCGCUGAGCUGAACGCUAUUUUCGGACCCGGAUUGGGUAACAACAGUCCCCCAAAGAGUUACUUUCCCGGCGAGAAGAAUGGUCCUGUCAUCCCAGUUGUUCAGGGCUACUGGUCGAGUUUUAUCCGAACUUUGGACCCGAACACGCAUCGUCAUGAGGGGUCAGUCAAGUGGGAGACUUGGACUGAGAAGGGCAAGCAGAGAAUUAAGUUUGAGACUGGUGGUGGCACCAAGAUGGACAAGCCGAGCCAGGGCUUGCAAAAGAAGUGUCGGUACCUUUCUUCAAUUGGUGAAGAUAUUCGUCAAUAA
Molecule: messenger RNA, 1659 nt
Organism: Fusarium coffeatum
Lineage: Eukaryota; Fungi; Ascomycota; Sordariomycetes; Hypocreales; Nectriaceae
Exons: 2
Coding region: 1-1659 (552 amino acids)
Source: RefSeq, a predicted model, not a curated record